AGAAGUAACAUGAAUAGAAUAACGCAAUUAAUAAAUAUACAUAACAUUAUUUCUUUUGCACGCGAAGGUUACGAAUCAACCGUGAAAUGGAUCAGAGAGAGGGAUAUCACGCGUAUCAGAACCUACAUAUCUGAUGUACGUAGAAGUACAUUAUGCCAGUCAACAUUCCACGACCGAUCGUUGUUCAUCAAUAUUAGUGUUUUUCAUUUGUCGGAAAAAGUGUAUUUUUCAGUUUAUAUCAACGCGAUCUUUCCUUCAUGGAACGAAAACAUGGAUUUGCGUGAGUUCUUCCACGAAAUAAUCGUAACAAUGCACAAAUAGUACAUAGCAUUUAAUGAAUAAGAUAUAAAGAAUCUGAGAUAAGAAUAUCUUUGUCGUAAUGGCUGUAGACAAUUCGAAGAAUUUUACCAUGGAAAAUAACGUUUACAAAGGAAAAACAUCGACCUAUACGAAUAACUACAAAAGUGUCGGAGAGAUGGUAUGGGUUAAGAUUAAAAGUCAUGGAGAUAAAAUUGCACAUUUAGAUGCACGCACGGAAGAAGUAGUUACGUAUACAAAACUACAAGACAAAGUUGUGCGAUGCGCAUUAUGGCUUCAAAAGCAAGGAAUCAAAUCCGGCGAUGUUGUCAGUGUUUGUACACAUAAUCAUCUUAAUUCUAUCGUACCUUGCUUGGCGGCAGUUUAUAUCAACGCGAUAUUUAAUUCAUGGGACGAAAACAUGGACUUGCGAACCGCGCUGCACGUUAUGCAACUAACUAGGCCGAAGGUAAUCUUUUGCAGCGAAAAACCCACAAACAUUAUCUUGAGUGCUAUAAAGGAAAGUAAACACAAUCCCAUAAUUGCGGUUUUCGGCCAACAUCCUGACAUAAUCUCCUUUUCUGAUAUUUUAAAUACUUGCACCGAUGCUGAAAUAGCUGAUUUUCAAUAUAUCGAACUCGAUGACAUCAAAAAAACAGUCUGCAUUGUGCACUCCUCGGGCACUACGGGAAUGCCGAAAGGCGUUGAAAUGUCUAAUUACACUCUAUUAUCUAUUAGCGAAGACAAUAAUCUGAAUAUGACAAACGCGAUAUCAAUUUGGUUCUCAUCACUUUACUGGAUCAGCGGAGUGAUGAUGAACUUCAAAGCGAUUGCACAGGGUGCUAAAGUAAUCAUCUAUCCAGAAUUCAACGAAGAGAUGACGUGUAUACUUAUUGAAAAAUAUAAGGUAACAUUGAUAUUUUUAAGCACGAGCAUGAUAAACCGAUUUCUCAAAGCGGAUUAUGUAAAAAAAUAUCCAUUAUUAUCUUUGGAAACCAUAAUCUGUGGUGGUGCAGCUAUAAAAUCGAAAGCGCAAGAAAAAAUGAGACAUAUUUUACCGCAUGUCCAAAUGUCACAAGCUUACGGAAUGACGGAAUUAGGUGGUAUCGCGACGAUGCAACUUUCGAAUCACAAGAAUGGGUCUUGUGGGACAGUAGUUGAGAAUGUGCAAUUGAAGAUCGUGGAUCCAGAAAACGAAAACAUCCUUGGCCCCAAUCAGGCGGGAGAAGUGUGGGUUAAAACAGCGACCAUGAUGAACGGUUAUUAUAAAAACCUUGAAGCGACAAAAAAUACAAUUGACAAAGAAGGAUGGUUACAUUCAGGAGAUAUAGGAUAUAUUGACGAAGACGGGGAACUGUUUAUUAUUGAUAGGAUAAAAGAGCUUAUAAAAUAUAGAGGAUAUCAAAUCUCACCAGGAGAAAUCGAAGAUGUCUUAUUAUUACAUAAAGCAGUGAUGGAAACUGCAGUAGUAGGAGUACCUCAUGCAAUAGACGAUGAGCAUCCUAUUGCUUAUGUCACUAUAAAAUCUGGCGUCAAGAUAACGGAACAAGAAUUAAUAGACUUUGUGUCAAAUAAUAUGAUGGAUCAAUAUAGGCUUCGUGCUGGAGUGAUAUUUUUGGAGACUUUUCCAUAUACAGGUUCUGGAAAAAUUGCAAGAAAAGAUUUAAGAGCAAUGGCUAAAAAACUAGCGGUGGAAAAUUAGUGGUGGAUAAAAAAUGAAUAAUUAUAAAUUUUAAUCAUGUUUUACUUAAAAUUAAA
This is a messenger RNA of Nylanderia fulva, 2055 nucleotides long. RefSeq lists its product as uncharacterized. Gene Ontology annotation, molecular function: CoA-ligase activity. NCBI's taxonomy places the organism in Eukaryota, Metazoa, Arthropoda, Insecta, Hymenoptera, Formicidae. The record is from RefSeq and is a predicted model, not a curated record.